This is a messenger RNA of Microsporum canis CBS 113480, 1668 nucleotides long. RefSeq lists its product as hypothetical. The record is from RefSeq and is a predicted model, not a curated record. The coding region runs from base 1 to 1668 and encodes 555 amino acids. NCBI's taxonomy places the organism in Eukaryota, Fungi, Ascomycota, Eurotiomycetes, Onygenales, Arthrodermataceae. The transcript has a single exon.
AUGUUUCCAGCCAACAAACAGAGUCCCUCGGCUCCAGAAAAGGCAUCCUACUCCAGUACCAGCCCAGUUCGGCCUCCAUCUCUUCAGAUAAACACAGAUGUUCCUCUUGCAGCAGACAGCAAGCACAUUGAGGUGAUCGAGAUAUUGUCAAGCGCAUCCCCCCAAGAGACUCAUCCUCAGCCUUCACAGUCUCUUCCUGCUACAGGCACACCUGAAGGGAGGCAAGCCCAGUCACAGUUGAAGGAGUUGCCUAUUACCCCUUCUUCGUUCCCAGCACCAUCUGGCCAACCCGCGCCUCAUAGUAUCUUCAAACUUAUCAAAAUCCACACGGCGAAGUGUGAUAUCUGCAACAAGCAUAACAAAGCAACUCUACAGCGGUGUAUCGAAUGUGGCUGGCAGAUAUGCACCCCCUGUUGGAAUGCGAGGGGUGGGAACGGUGCCCAUGGCAGCGUUAGGAAGUUCACUGGAGCCAUUUACCGCAGCUCAGACGAUGAACAGCCGCUGAAGAAGCCUCGCAAGAAAGGGAAAAAUGCUGAAAGUGGUACGAAAUCCACCACAGACAGCACAGGAAAGGCUGCCUUAACAGAUGUUGCUUCUACUCCCGCACGCUCUGGCGUCGGGAAUGAGCCUGUAAAGGGGGAAAGCUCUGUCAUCCUGGGAGGCUCAACAGUGAACGCAGCUGGUUCACCAGGCCAAGUUCCAACCACUGUAACGAGCUCCAAAGUAAUACUCCAGGAGGCUCAGGGAAGUUCCAAAAUGGAAGUUUCCAAUGGCCAGUCUGGUGUUAAGCUGGCUAACUCUCACAAUGACCAUCGAAGACGAUCCUCAAUAAGUAAUAGCCAGGUAUAUCGAACACCUGGGACUAGCGAUGGAGUAGUCGAUGACAUAUCGAGCUCAUCUUCCCUGACUUCACUCAGUGCUCUGGAGGAGGACUGUGGGUAUCGAGGCGAUGAAGAAGAUGACGAUGAUGACGAUGCAACCGAGUUCGACCCAGAUAGCGAGGAUGUCAUCAUGGCAGGCGGCAAGGCAUAUCAAAAGAGGCCCUUCAGAGAUCUCACUCCCGAGGCUGAGACACGAAUGAACUGGCUUCUCAUCGCCGCAGAGGAAGCCCUUCAGGAACGGGACCGGGAACGGGAACGUUCCAAGGCCGGAAACGGAAACACAGCUUCUGUACCAGUUGCUCGUUCAGCUCAGCCGCCAGCUCCAGCAUCAGCUCCAGCUCCCUCUCCAACCCCACCUAUGGCUCCAGGUCUUGCUCGAGCGCCCGUUGCAAUCCCCAUCCGAGGCCCCUUGCAAGUUCAGAAACGUCGAGCUUUUACUCAGCCCGCAACCCCCGUCUCAUCUAUGGUCUCUCCCGCAGUGCCUGUGUCUGAGCUGAUACCGGCAGUGCCCAUGGAAAUCGACCCUCCCAGAUCAGCGAGCAAUCCCCCGGCUCCUCAGCAUCCGACCCGAAAACCAUUCUACCAGCUCGAUGUUCCCUUGGGACUUAGAGGAAUCCUCCCUGGAACCCAUACUUUUAGGGACUCCAGAAUCGCCAGGGCUCUGCUGCGUGAAAUGAGAGAAGCAGAAGCUUUGAUAGCAAAGAAAGCAAAGGAGGACUUAGAUCGAGAAGAGAACCGAGCAAAUAGAAGAGCCACAAAUCCUCAUGCUCGGGCGUGGGAGUUGUGA